GCUCCUGCAUGUGUUUUCUUCCUGUUGCAGACAGUAUCACCAUCAUGCCACUCUCACCCGUUCGCGGCUUCAUCUUUCGCGUCACUUUCUUUGUUUCCCUCCGCCCUCGCCCUCCGCUGCCCACGUCGGCACACACACCCUUGGAGGAGCGGGUAAUGUUUUUUUCCCUCAUCUUUUUUUUCCUGCGCGACUGCAAUGGGUAGAUCCAGGGACCCGCACUUUGCCCACCCACGACGCGCUAGAUCGUCAUGACAUCGCCCGCAAACGAGAUAGAGAGAUAGCACCAUUCCCCUCUGUCUGUAGCAACCGGGCAGGAGUCAGGCCAGUUCCUGUCUCAGCCCAUCCAUCCACCCAUAGCUCCUCUCCUACUUGGGUUUUUAUACUCUCGCCGCUCCCGCCUUGCUUUCGCCUCCUCGCAUCCAAGUCUUCAUACACACAUAACACCGUACAUCCUAGCCGUCUGUCUGUACCUGACAUAACAUCCAGCUGUGUCGAAUCCCCGUCCAUGACUUGACCACUGCAUCAUCAACUACCAACAUCACCAACCCAUCGCUAGUCGCACUCGCUUCUGUAUAACAUCAGCCUUCAUCAGCUCCAAGAAUAUUAUCCCACCACUCCCCACGCCAACAAUCCUGUCUAUUUGACCUGCAACCGACUUACCUCAUACGCCGUACGCAUACAUACAGCCACUCAGCCCCGGUCUGGUACCAAUACGUACCCCCUUCCAAGUCGUCAGCCAGCCUUGACUUGCGCCCCAACUGCUCUGGACCCUGGUUGACUAUUUUACUUUUCCGGCCGCUCGCUCCCCGAUACCAUCAUUGUUUAGUCCUCAGCCUCCCCCGUCGCUGGCGUGGGCAUGAUCCUGUCUAGACCUUAACUUUUAUUUUCACCGCUGCUCUCCCUCUCCCACUUCCACUUCCACUUCACAUAUCGCUACCAUACCAUGCCUCGUCCUGGCGGAUUCUUUGGUGGUCACUCGGCGCCCGUGUUGGAGAUUAAACCAGAUUCACCGUUUGUCGUCUUCUAUGGCGAGGCUUCCGAAUCGCAAAAUGCAGAGCUCAAGGGCAAAUUGGUCCUCUCCCACGCCGAGUCCAUGUCGGUCAAGGCCAUUCGCAUGACCUUGACCGGCGUGCGCAAAAUCUCAUGGUAUACUUCAAACACGGUCACGCCGCAACCGAUUUCGCAGAAACAGCAUUUCCUCACCGAACAUCUCACCCUCUUCCCCGUGAGCGGAUCUCCGGUCAAAGCGCACAAGAUCAAUGCCGGUACCCAUGAGUGGGAUUUCAAGUUCAAGAUGCCUAGCAAACUGGACGAGAGCGUCGAGGGUCUACCCACCAACUACAUCAUUUACACCUUGAAGGCGACAGUGGAUAAAGGCUACAUAAGCAAGCCCCUCACGGCUACAUCGCAUAUUCGCGUUAUCCGCACCCUGGCCCGCGACCUUAUGGAUGUCGUACCCAUGGAACAGAUCAACGAGGAAAUCUGGUCGUCGAAAAUCAUGUACAAAAUUACUGUGCCACAAAAGAAUUACAUUGUCGGGACUUCCAUCACCGCAGACUUCCUGCUAACGCCCCUCCGAAAGGGUGUUGAGAUCAGCAACAUCAAAAUGGAAUUGGUUGAGACGCGGCAAUUGUUCUGCGACUUUGGCGGUCGGCGCAUGUCGCACCAAACGGAGUCGGUGGUUUGUACGACGGAGAGCAAGAUGCCCGAAAAUUCUAUGCAGUUGGUUCCCGAAGGAGUGGAAGCCGUGGACGAUAUAUUCGACGAGUGCCAUCGAUUUUCCAAGACUCUGGACCUUCCCAAGUCACUCAAGAACUGCAGACAGUCAAUCGAUACCGAGCACAUACGCGUGUCGCAUAAACUUCGCAUUUAUGUCAACCUGCUCAACCCGGAAGGUCACACCAGUCAGCUGCUGGUCAAGAACCACGUUAAUUUGUUCAUUUCGCCCAAUUUACCGCCUGGCGAGGACCAGAGCGUGCUGGUCGAUCACUCCAUUCUCUCGCAACAAGCCAUCCAGGACGACAUCAACCAAAAUGCACCACCGACAUAUGGCCUUCAUCAGCUCGACUCCCUCUACAAUGACAUCGACCCGAACGGUUUCCUAACGCCAGGAGGUCGUGCAAGCAUCGGCAGCAGCGGCGCCAAUACGCCAUUCUACGCACAGUCUCGCUCAGGCUCAGCCGAGAACUUAGCUUCUCUUGAUGCCACUAUUGGUGGCAGCAAUGGCGGCGGAGUCUCAACAGUAGCCCUCCAACAUCGUCUCGCAAACCUCAAUCUCCAACUCCGCAAUAACAAUAACCACCCCUCAACUCGAUUUUACCCCUCCCGUCAACACUCGACACAGUCCCAUCACUCCCACCACGACUCAGGCGGUAGCACCACUCCGCACUCCAACCCAGAUGGCAGCGGCACAGGUAGCGGCGAUAACACGCCCCCAGGAUCCUAUUUCGCAGGUGCCACACCUGGUUCCACUUCCUACGACAUGGAAGCCCUCACCCGCACCCCCAGCUAUAACACCGCCGUCCGCACUCCCGCCGCACACACGCCCCUCUCCGAAGACUUGCCCUCGUACGAGAUUGCAGCUAGUAGACCCUCAAGUCCGAAUCGCAGCGCGAAUGCAAGUACCGAGAGUAGUCGUGUCGGCACACCUAGUCCGCGCCGCUCGCGCACGGCGAGCCUGGACACGCUGCAGGAGGAGACGAGGAGAAAUACAAUGUUGAAUGGCGGCACCUCGAGGGAGUAG
Messenger RNA from Periconia digitata, 2743 nucleotides. The record is from the annotation of a GenBank genome assembly. NCBI's taxonomy places the organism in Eukaryota, Fungi, Ascomycota, Dothideomycetes, Pleosporales, Periconiaceae.